Messenger RNA from Engraulis encrasicolus (European anchovy), 2638 nucleotides. It is a transcript of the gene lysmd1, whose product is annotated as LysM, putative peptidoglycan-binding, domain containing 1. The transcript has 3 exons. Bases 806 to 1480 code for a protein of 224 amino acids. The record is from RefSeq and is a predicted model, not a curated record. Lineage: Eukaryota; Metazoa; Chordata; Actinopteri; Clupeiformes; Engraulidae.
GAUUGUAUGCAUCCUAGACAGAAUCUUUACAGCAGUCAAAACAGAAAUUCAGAAUAACUUUGCCAAGACCUAGCGCAACACAAGAAUGUAUAUUUAUUUUAUAUCGAGUCAACGCUCUCCGACAGCGUCCAUCAGCAAGUUAUUUUAAUUUUAUGGAAAACUUUUAACAAGAUAGUCGAAGACUGAAAUAUUCAUGUCAUAAUGUGCUGUAGAAAAGUUAACGGAGGUUAGUGAAACAGUUCUCAGUAGCCUACACAACCACUAACCUUUCUAAAUUGUAAUUUGUGCGUAGAGCUAUUGGUAUUUUAGGCUGACCGAUUCAAGACUUACAAAUGCAACUACCUGUAUUCUGAGUCCAAGUUGUAGUUGUUGGUGAUGUCAUUCACAUUUAGAAAAAUACAUUCAUUCAGAAUGGAAAUAGUUUUGUUUGGUCGGUUUUAACUUUUUCUCAAUCAGAUGUGCGACAUAGGUCUUUAUUUUAUCACAUGCACGGUGCUCGACUAACGCAAUUUGGGUGUUUUUGUGUUAUAACGUUGCUGCUAACCAGCUUAAACUGCAGCAUUUUGUACAGUAGGAGUGUUAAUUAGCGUAGCAUCGGCGAGUUUAGUCGUCUAGCUAAACAUGAAUAACUUGCUGAAUAUCGCGGAUGAAUGGCUUAACAGAGCAUUGACACGACAACAGACAGCUCAAUGAAGUAACUGUACAAUUACAGUUAACGCAAUCAGGUAUUUAGCCAAACGGGGUUAACUAAACCUUCCAAAGGCAGCUGACUAGAACAGCUAGCAAGUGUUCAAAAAACAAGCUAAUGUCGUCGGAACGACCUGUCGCUAAUGGGGCCCCUGGCCUUCUUCGCGGACUGCGAACAAGAUCCUACGGAAGUAUUGUCAAUUCCUCCUUGUCACCUGUGCGGCAGAAGCGCAUCGAACAUGAAGUGCAACCAGGAGAGACACUUCAAGGACUGUCUCUAAAGUAUGGCGUUUCAAUGGAAGACAUUAAACGAGCCAACAGACUGUACACAAAUGACUCCAUAUUCCUCAAGAAGUCCCUCUCCAUCCCUGUGCUGUCGGCGUUGGAUGCAGGCCUGUUCAGCAAUGGAGAGGAGGUCUCGAAUGAAGAAAUAUGUCAAGAACACUGUGUGGUCAAAGAGGAUCCAGUCAAGAAUGGAACAGUAGUGAGAGAAUCCACACAAGAGUGCAGCCCAUCAGAUCUUUCACCCAUGGAUUAUCUGAAUCGAAUUGACAGUUUGAUCUCCCAGUCUAAACAAGCGGCCGCAAAGACGUGUGGAGAGGAUAAAAGGUAUGAAACAGAAGACCCACCUCACACUAUCAGAAGGUCUCGAAGCCAAAUGUCAUCCUCUCGCAGCCGGCCAGCUCCCUCACAUGCACGGCAGUCUCAGAACUUAAGUGGAGCUCUUCCACUCACCAUCACCAAACGCACUAAGAAACUACAGGAGAGGGAGGAUGAGAUUUUUCAGCUGUAACCUUUCCAUUGACACAUUUUUUAAAAUCUUCCACGUUUUUUUUGUCCGACAUUAAUGGUGUUGCCCAACCUUUCUGCAGUGAAGCAAAGUACAGAAGGUCACAUUUACAUGUUAUAUCUUAAGUCAUGUAGUUGGGUAGUAGAGAUGUAGCAAGUUGAUGAUUUGUGUCAAAUUGAGCAGAUUCUCUACAAAAGAUAAGUUUUAAUAGUAGUGGAGAAAGUUUGUAGUGUCAAGCCUGGUUUUGCCAUACCAUUGUAUUCAUUUCAUUUGCACAGAUGAUAUAGAACUACCAAAUUGAUAAAUGUUUAGUGGAGGGAGCAGUGAACUCUGUUGAAAUUUCAAACACACAUUCUGACUUCUACAAGCGCUAAUAUUUGUUGUUCACGACAUUGAAAAACAAUUACUGGUGGGACGGGUGAAAUCUGUUGAUGUUCAAAAUGUGUAACCCCCUCGCUCAAUCCUCCUCAAUUUGCUGAUUAGCCAAUUUUCUGACUAAUCUCCUCCCAGAAGUCAAGUUCCACACCCUUUGUAAGAAAUGAUUUAUUACUGUUACUAUUAUUAUUUAAUUGUUGAAUAUUUGUAUUUAGUUUGAGGAGAUGGUAAGAUCAGGCUAUGAAGUGCCUGCCACUACACCCUCCUUAUGUGUUCAUUUAAGUACUGUUCUCCAAAGACCUACGCCAUUUUAUAAAUGUGUGACCUCUCAGCUCUGUAAUGCCACAAAGCCAAUUGUAAGGAUGAAAGUGAUCGUAUGGGCACAGUUUACAUACAUGUUAUAUUGGCAACAAAAUAUUGACUUAUUGUUCCCUGAUGAGUUCACACCAAGUAAACAAAAUUGUGUCUGAGAACACAUGUAGCUAUUGUUUAUCAGUGUUUUCCAAACUGUGGUACCUAAAAGAAUGCAAACUAUGUAGUCUGGCCAACCAAUGCAUAGACGUACAAUGCGGCAGAAGUGCAAACGCAAUUUGGUUCAAUACAACUUUCCCCUGCCUAUGUACUCCACUGCUAUAUGGAGGCUUUACAUGUCAUGUCUGGAGAUGAAAUGCGUCAAAGGGGUACACAAUGUUAAACAGUUUGGGAAGCACUGAUUUAUGUAAUGUGAGAUUGGACCAGCCAUUAUGUGGUUAGUUUGAUUGAAUGACCACUUCAGUGCUAACAGAA